Messenger RNA from Protopolystoma xenopodis, 456 nucleotides. NCBI's taxonomy places the organism in Eukaryota, Metazoa, Platyhelminthes, Monogenea, Polystomatidea, Polystomatidae. The record is from the annotation of a GenBank genome assembly.
AUGACGAUGCCCACUACGAUGCCGGCGAAACGUCUGGGAAUGUACCAAGUCUACGGUCCUACUCUGGAAAUGAUGAUACAUUCAAUGGACUCAGGACUAGUCCCCUCAACAUGGACUCUUUGUCUAUCUUGUAGGACGAUCCCGCCACUUCUAAAUUCCUUGCCCACGGCACAGUUUGCACACAGACCAGGAAAAAAUACGCAAAGCCAGCGACACGUACAUAUGCAGAAACGUGCCCACCUUGACAUGCCCACAGACACACACAAGCACACAAUCGCUGCCCCCUAUCCUUGGCCGGCUUUAUUCGGCCAUCCUCGUGUCGUCCUCGGCUCCUCUGCCAACCCGACUUACCUCGCGGCAUGUCCACGUCGCAAUGGCGUCAUCUGUGCCCGAACGGGAAUUGCAGGGACUAUUACAAUACCUGUCGAUCUGCCUCACUUGGCUGUCUUUACAUAA